GUGGCUUUUCAGCCUCGCACUCUGUAAUUGGUUGGGGCACUUCGUCUUCUCCAAUCGGAUCUCACUUUCUCUCUCUCUCACCGGUAAAAAUGGCGAUGUGGGUUUUCGGGUACGGAUCUCUAAUUUGGAAAACGGGUUUUCCUUUCGACGAUCGUCUACCUGGUUAUAUCAAAAACUAUCGCCGUGUAUUUCACCAAGGUAGUACUGAUCAUAGAGGAACUCCAGAAUUUCCGGGAAGAACAGUGACAUUGGAGCCUGCACAUGGAGAAAUCUGUUGGGGAGUUGCUUACAAGAUAACCAAGGAAGAAGACAAAAGAGAUGCUUUAACACAUUUGGAAGUGAGGGAGAAGCAAUAUGAUCAGAAAGAGUAUCUUGAUUUCUUCACAGACAUUAAUGAUUCAGAACCAGCUGUAUCAGGAGUAAUGGUAUACAUAGCUUCUCCUGACAAGAAGAGUAACAACAAUUACUUAGGACCAGCUCCUCUUGAAGACAUUGCCAAACAGAUAGUUAAAGCGGAAGGACCUUCAGGACCAAACCGAGACUAUCUGUUCCACCUUGAAGACGCUCUCGUUCAACUCGGAUUUAAAGAUAAACAUGUCACAGAACUUGCUACGCAAGUUAGGCUCGUUCUCUCAGAGACCCAAGACGCCACCAACGAUGUCUAGAUUCGCAGUUUCUUUAUCCGAAAAGAACAAACCUAAUUGAUAAGAAAUGCUGCUUUCGCAUCCCAAUUCAAUGUGUUAUAUCACUAUCAAAUCAACUCUUAUUCUUUUUUUUUCUUUUUUUUUUUUCAUAUUUGUCACAUCGUGGGAUGAGUAAUAAUAAAAGGUAUUCAGUGAUUCAGAAUACGAUUCUUCUAGAUGUAGUUGAAUCUGUGUAUCCCAAUAAUCACUGUAAUUAAAAGCUACUUGGCAAUA
Molecule: messenger RNA, 917 nt
Organism: Eutrema salsugineum
Lineage: Eukaryota; Viridiplantae; Streptophyta; Magnoliopsida; Brassicales; Brassicaceae
Product: gamma-glutamylcyclotransferase 2-3
Exons: 8
Coding region: 90-665 (191 amino acids)
Biological process (GO): glutathione catabolic process
Cellular component (GO): cytoplasm
Molecular function (GO): glutathione specific gamma-glutamylcyclotransferase activity; gamma-glutamylcyclotransferase activity
Source: RefSeq, a predicted model, not a curated record